AUGGGGGGCAGUGACACCGCAGCCAUGGGGGGCAGUGACACCGCAGCCAUGGCGGGGCAAAAUCUAAUCGUGACCUGUUCAUUACUUGUUUUUAAAGGAAUUAUUCUGGAAUACGUAGAAGGUGGUGAGUCAAAGACCAGAUCAAUAGAUCUGCUUGAUCUUAGACCUGACACAGAUGUUACAGCCUUAGUAGAAGAAAUCCAAAAAGGAGAACCUCUCAUCACAGCUUCCUGCUUGGAACAUGUCAUACAUCUAGUACAAAGAUUGCAGGAGAAGCUAGGGGAAAAACAGAAUCACAAAUUCUCUCUUUUUAAGGUGCUUAGAACACACAUAUUGCCUCUGACUAAUGUGGCAUUUAACAAAUCUGGUUCCCGCUUUAUCACUGGAAGCUAUGAUAGAACCUGCAAACUGUGGGAUACAGCAUCGGGAGAAGAGCUGCGUUCUCUGGAGGGACACAGAAACGUUGUCUAUGCAAUAGCUUUCAAUAACCCCUAUGGUGACAAGAUUGCCACUGGAUCUUUUGAUAAAACCUGCAAACUGUGGAGUACAGAAACAGGACAAUGUUAUCAUACCUUCAGAGGACAUAGUGCAGAAAUAGUAUGUUUAUCAUUUAAUCCUCAGAGCACACUGUUGGCAACUGGAAGCAUGGAUACCACUGCCAAAUUAUGGGAUUUAGAGAAAGGAGAAGAAGUAGCUACUUUAAAUGGACACUCAGCAGAAAUUAUUGCUCUGUCUUUCAAUACCACUGGAGACAGGAUCAUCACUGGUUCCUUUGACCAUACAGUAGCAGUAUGGGAUGUUGGCACUGGCAGGUUGUUACAUUCUUUAAUAGGCCACAGAGGAGAGAUUAGCAGUGCCCAGUUCAACUGGGACUGUUCUCUCAUUGUCACUGGAUCAAUGGACAAAACAUGCAUGCUGUGGGAUGCUGAGACAGGGGCACACAUAGCCACGCUGGCAGGGCACAGCAAGGAGGUGCUGGACGUGUGCUUUGACUACGCCGGGCAGCGCAUUGCAACAGCCUCUGCUGAUGGGUCAGCAAGAGUCUAUAAUGCAGGAACCAAACAGUGCAUUGCAAAGCUGGAAGGGCAUGAAGAUGAAAUUUCAAAGGUGUGUUUCAACCCUAAAGGCAAUUGCAUACUAACAGCCAGUUCUGAUAAAACAGCUCGGCUCUGGGAUGCUGCUACUGGACACUGCCUUCAGAUAUUAGAGGGUCAUGCUGAUGAGAUCUUCUCCUGUGCUUUUAACUACAAAGGUGAUACAAUCAUUACAGGGAGCAAGGAUAACUCCUGUAGAAUCUGGCACUGACAAGAAAAGGAAGAAUCCAGUUUAAUGUAUGCCAGCCUACAUUGUGAGUUUCAGAGUCAAUAAACUCAGCAUUUCAGUUCUGUUUUCUUCUACUUUCUUUGUUCACCUUCUGUUGAAGUAGAAGAGUUAUCUAAAUUUGAUAGGUUUGGCUUAGAAAUGGCAUCACAGAACUGCAGAAGUUGGAAGGGACCUCUGGAGAUCACCUAGUACAACAGUCUGCCCUGCUCAGAACCCUGUCAUCCAAGCAGGCUGCCCAGGACUGAUGUAGGUUUGAAUAUCUCCAAGGAUGAAGACUCCACAGUUUCUCUAUACAACUUGCUUAGUAUCUGAUCACUUGCAUAGUAAAGAAGAGAAGUAGGGUUGUUUUCCCUCUUACAUUUAAAUGGAGUAGUUCCUUAUAUUUCAAUUAGUGCAUGUUGCCUCUUCAUUGAGUAGCACUGAGAAGAAUCUGGUCUGUUAUUUCAGUCACCAGAGAGAAAUCGUGAUUAGUGAGAAUGAAUGCAUAGGAUAGAUCAAUUUCUUUAUGUGUAAUUUUUAACUUGUAACUUUUUAAAUAAAAAAAAGCAAUAGAGCAUUGUAGCAAUCUCAGUUGUGAACGAGUGUUGGUAUGCACUUGCUGUGAGUACUUUUGUAGUAAU
Ficedula albicollis (Collared flycatcher) is the source of this 1943-nucleotide messenger RNA. RefSeq names its product dynein assembly factor with WD repeats 1 (gene DAW1). The transcript is spliced from 13 exons. Bases 1 to 1305 code for a protein of 434 amino acids. The record is from RefSeq and is a predicted model, not a curated record. Gene Ontology annotation, molecular function: protein binding. NCBI's taxonomy places the organism in Eukaryota, Metazoa, Chordata, Aves, Passeriformes, Muscicapidae.